GUAUAUCGGUCGGGAGAUUCGAUCGAAGGAAAUGUGAUCCUCAUACCCAAACAAAGUAUGAAACCAGACAGCAUACUCGUAUCAUUACUAGGUCGGUCCACCGUUUUCGCCAGUGUUACAAUCAACACGACAUGCGGUUCUUCAACGCGAAUCUGGAUUGACAAGGCUCCCAUAUUGGAGUUGACCAAAGAGUCCUUGGCGGGGUCAAAGGGAGAAUCUCUCGAGCCCGGGGAAUCCUACAGUUUCCCUUUCACCUUCUGUAUCCCUGUCAGUACUUCUGCUAUCCGUGACAGUUACAGGAAAUCAGACGAUCAGCGCUGGACCACGGAACCUCAUGUCUUGCCACCGACGUUCUGGGAGUCGAUGUCCGCUUCGAGUGGGGGCAAUUUCGCAAGAAUUGACUAUGGC
Messenger RNA from Boeremia exigua, 408 nucleotides. RefSeq lists its product as uncharacterized. The annotation marks the transcript as partial. The transcript has a single exon. Lineage: Eukaryota; Fungi; Ascomycota; Dothideomycetes; Pleosporales; Didymellaceae. The record is from RefSeq and is a predicted model, not a curated record.